Puccinia graminis f. sp. tritici CRL 75-36-700-3 is the source of this 387-nucleotide messenger RNA. RefSeq lists its product as uncharacterized. The transcript has 3 exons. NCBI's taxonomy places the organism in Eukaryota, Fungi, Basidiomycota, Pucciniomycetes, Pucciniales, Pucciniaceae. Bases 1 to 387 code for a protein of 128 amino acids. The record is from RefSeq and is a predicted model, not a curated record.
AUGGCUAACAGGACCGUUCGCCGGACGCAGCACUCGCUCAAGUCCGCUACAUUCCAGUGGACCGAGUGUUUCUGGGCCGGUUCGUAUGACGAUGGGGCACUCCGCGACUGUAUUCGGAGUCGAGUCCUUAUCUCGACUCGCAUCAAGAAUCAUGACUACCUCUCUCGUGGGCGGCUACUCCUCGGGGCCAUCAUGACGGCUAUUCCGAAAUGUACCAAUGUCGCGACCGGAUUCAGGAACGGUGUCCUAUGCCCAAGAAUUUUCUUGCUCAUCCUCGAGAUCAUGCGAAUGCCCAAGGCACCGCCCUGCCGAUUGCUUAUUGGUGCUUGCUCGACUUGGUUUAUGACGAAGUUGUUGGGUGUCUUAGACUGUCCAUUGGAUCAUUAA